GUCAAGGCACUGUCCUGCGCCCCACGCGCAUUUCAAGUCGAAAACUUUUUGACCGAUGUAGAGGCCGAUCACAUUGUCGGGCUUGUUCAAAAGAAAAACGAUAUGCAAAGGUCAUCCACAAACGGUCAUAUAUCAGAAACCCGUACUAGCUCCACAACUUGGCUGGCUCGCCACAGUGAUCCAGUAAUAGACUCUAUCUUCCGACGCGUUGCGGACACGCUGAAAAUGGAUGAAGCGAUGUUGCAUCGUCGCAUCAAUGAAGACUUGCAAAUCGUCCAUUACGGUGUGGGACAACAGUACACGGCACAUCACGACUUUGGAUACCCCAAAGGCGAUCCAGGAAGCCCCAGCCGCUCCAUCAAUUUCUGCAUGUACUUGAACGAUGUCCCGGCCGGUGGCCAAACCUCCUUUCCUCGAUGGCGAAACGCUGAGACGAAUGGAGCUUUGAAUGUAGUACCCAAGAAAGGAACCGCCAUGAUAUUUUACAUGGUUAAUCCGGACGGGAACUUGGAUGAUUUGACGCAUCACGCCGCACUACCAGUGAUCGAGGGGGAAAAAUUCUUCUCCAACCUUUGGAUU
Messenger RNA from Phaeodactylum tricornutum CCAP 1055/1, 579 nucleotides. RefSeq lists its product with no specific name. Lineage: Eukaryota; Bacillariophyta; Bacillariophyceae; Surirellales; Neidiaceae. The record is from RefSeq and is a predicted model, not a curated record. The transcript has 2 exons. Gene Ontology annotation, biological process: peptidyl-proline hydroxylation to 4-hydroxy-L-proline. Gene Ontology annotation, molecular function: L-ascorbic acid binding; procollagen-proline 4-dioxygenase activity; iron ion binding. The annotation marks the transcript as partial. Gene Ontology annotation, cellular component: endoplasmic reticulum.